AUGCCUCCAAUAAGCCCUCCCCUUAGCUGUCCGGUCGUGUCCGGCACCGAGAGCUCCUGGUCAAAUAACAAAUGGCCAGAGCAAAGAGGGGAGGCAGCGCAUACUAUCUCGGAAGAGUGUGAGAGGCUCUUCUGUGACAAGCUGUCGGCGAUUUUCCUUGGUGAGAGGAGUCGUGCGAGACGAGCGUCACUAGAGAUGGAUGCGUAUGAUCGGGUCUCUCGGUCCAACCAGUCCAGAGCGAGCCACAACCAAAUCCAGAGAUGGCUCGAAGUGUGGAAUUAUGCGUCCGAUGAUAUCUAUCGGGGCUUUGUGACACGGAACAAUCCAAGAACGCUCUUCGUGUUCUUCGAAGGCAACGCGCUGGGCUACGGAUUGAAAUCUGGAUUAAUGGCUCUUUUUGAGCUGGCAAGCAUGCCUGGCUUUGAUUGCAGUCAGAUAGUUGCAUGCGUUAGUCGCUCAGUGGUUACAGCUGAGUUCGACACAGUCAGGGACCUGGGCUGGUGCGGGUUCAACCUAACAACUUUGGAGCAGACACUUGCUCUAGACAGCGCAGAACCCUCUGUUCUUUUCUUUGUUCAUUGCAGGACGUGUAAAAAGAGAAACUCAUCAUCAUCAUCAUCAUCCAUAUUUCCUACCUUUCUCCUCCCAUCCGCACCUUUUGGUAAUAAACAACGACGGCCGAACAGCCAAGCGGACAAAAUCGAGGGUCCUAAUACCAACUACCGGAAUAAUCAUAAUCAUAACAGCACCAGCACCAGCACCAGCACCAGGUACCUCGAUGGCCAUAUCUCAUAUAUCCAAUGUGCUCGAUGCGCAGCCGAUCUCUGCCUCACGUCUCAGAUCAUCAGUAAAGGCUUCACGGGCCGGCAUGGGCGCGCAUAUCUCGUCUCUGCUGAUUCCGUCACGACGGCUAUAUCCAUGACUUCAUCGUCUUCGCCGACAGCAUCUCUCCCCAAUACGGUCACGCAUAAGCCUGUUCCGCGACAGCUGGUAACCGGUGCUCAUACGGUUAGUGAUAUCAGUUGUCUUCUCUGCGGCAGUAUCUUAGGCUGGAAAUACGUGGCUGCGGAAGAGGAGAGCCAGAGAUAUAAGGUCGGCAAGUUCAUUUUAGAGACACAGCGGAUUGUUACAACUUCGCGGUGGGAUGGAUGUGCGAAUAACGACCUCGACGUCGACAGUCCGGGAAAGGCCCGAGACGAUGAUGAUGAUGAUGAUGAGAGUCUGCAUGAUAAUGUGGAAUUUGAUAGCCAAGACGAAGAUGAGUGCGAGGACUUGUUUGCUGGGGUCUGGAGCCCUGGUUUAGCAACACGCAGAAGAAGCCGCAAGUUUGACAGACGAUCUACGAUGUAUGGCGCUGGCUAA
Messenger RNA from Paecilomyces variotii, 1362 nucleotides. RefSeq names its product yippee family protein. The coding region runs from base 1 to 1362 and encodes 453 amino acids. The transcript has 4 exons. Gene Ontology annotation, molecular function: ornithine decarboxylase inhibitor activity. The record is from RefSeq and is a predicted model, not a curated record. Lineage: Eukaryota; Fungi; Ascomycota; Eurotiomycetes; Eurotiales; Thermoascaceae.